AAGAACAUACAUAAAUGUAAAAUAUUUCAAAUACAGUUUAUACAUUAUUGUACAUUUGCGUUUGUUGGUAGAACACGAGGCCAACGAAAUCGAAGGCUAAAUUGAAUCAAACAUUGUGUUAAGUGAAGUUACCGACUGCCCUUCGAUGAGAAUGGUGCGCCCGAGUCGACGCAAGGGAAUCGAGGAGGUGUACGGCUCCAAGAUGGAUGCUUUGCAUCCGGUAAAGUCGGUAUCGAUUUCGCAUGCAGGUAUGACCAAAACAACCGCCAUGCGAGCUGAGAGAUCGGGUCCAGGCGGUGCAGUUGCCGUAGGAGGAGCCAUUAGCUCCCGGCAAGCCGAUGCUCGUACGCAGCGCAGUUUUGUCACCGAAAACGAUUACUAUAUAACCACCAAUCUGCCACUGACGGCGGCCAAUUUGCGGAAUGCCCCCGGCUCGAUGGCGCAGCCAUCUGCAUCUCUGAUGAUUCCCGGUCACGCCCAGCCGUCGCCCUACAACGCCAUCUCAUCGAGGCGCAACAACAUGUCUGUUAAGGCCAGUGCUCGUCAGCCUCCGAUCAACAAGGUGCCGCAUUUCAACAUGGCCGACGGCAAGAUGAACAAUAAUGUGUACAAUAUAGUAAAGCCAAAGGAGGGGCAUCGAAUGCAGCACCAAGGCAAGGGGAACACCCAGAGAGGCAACUUUCCCAUGGACGAUAAUGGCGAGUUCUCCGAAAAGGAGCUUAUGGUACCCCAGCAGCAGGAAAAUCAGGGAAAUAUGCGCCGCCACAACCAGCACUCUCAUGUCCACCAGAUGCAAAUGCAAAUGCAUUCCGGAGUGAUGCAACAUCCGCCGCAGCAUCAGCUCCACCAGCAGCAGAUGUCCAACCACAGUCAUCUUAAGCAGCAGCAGCAGCAACAGCACCACCAACAACAGCAGCCCCACCAUCCACAUCCGCAUCCACAUCCGCAUCCCCAUCCCCAUCAGAAGCACUCGCGUGGGCGGCAGCCGCUUCCGACGAGCAAGGUGCACGUGAGUACCGCCGAUGACGAUGAAGAGAAGGACGACGAUCCCGAGGAGUUCUUCGAGCUGAUACGCCAGACCGUCCAAACAGCCGUAGGAAACACCAUUUCUGAUGCUCUGUUUAAGAACUUUCGGGAUCUGAGCCACAAAUUCGAAAGGCUUUCGAGCGACUUAAAGCAAACAAACGAUAACCUGGACAAGCUGCAGGAGCAGGUCACCAGUAAGGUAAUUUAUUACGGCGAGGAGAACUCGCGGCACUUCCGCUACUUGUGCAUGAAGUCCGAGUACGAUAAAAUGUUCUACCAGCACCAAUCGAUGAUGGGUGGCAAGCCGACUCCGGAAAUGAUCAGUCUCUCAAAGGCAAGCCUGGCAGCAGCAGCUUCAGCUAGUAAAAAUCUGGGUUACAAGCCAUCGCUAGGGGUGAAGCAUGGCGCAGGCAAAGGGGUCAAGAAUCGCGGAAGAGUGCCCAGUAGCACCAAAAGGGACCUCAAUGAGACCACGCUGAAGAACUCCGGGGCUUAUCAGAGCACCUCCAAGACUCCAAGAGCACCUCAGCAGCCUGGCGUUGAGGUGCGCAAGUCAUCCUCGGACCACAGUUUGAUUGCCAAGUCCUCGGAGCUGGGCAUGCGCGAAGUACUGGGUCACAUAAAGCGCUUCUGCACCCAGAUGCAGCAGAACGAAACGGGUAGCCAGAUGGCCAACGAUCAGCUGCUUAACCUCGACGACAUUUUGGUUCCCAAGAAAGUUUCCAACGGCGGACUGUGCGAAGCGGGACCAAAGAAUCCCCGCAACAUUGCAGGCAGUCAGGGUGAUAACAAAGAAGAUGACACCGAGGUGGAAACCCCCGUAGACAGCAUGGACGAGACAUACAACGGGAUGGACGACUUUCAGUUCUCCUCGGAAAUUUCGUCCUGCAGCGAGGACGACAACUGUGGGCUCAAAUAUCCAAGUGGACCAGCUACAGCUCGUGGGCCACCCAAAUCGAAUCGAAGGACGGCCAACAAGGGCGCCGGAGAUGGUCAAUAAUGCAAAUACUCAUUUUACUAUAUAUUAUCUAACAGAUCAGAAAAAUCCCUGAACAUCGAAGCAUGAAGAAACAUUCCCCUGAAAACAUCUUAAUACAAGUAUAACAUACUUGUUAAAAUCUUUCUUUUGGAAUGUCCUAAAUUGUCAUCGAUAUACGGUAUCGAUAUAAAAAAUAGCUUUCAGUUUCGGACCAUAUAUAUAUUUCGGAAAAAUUGGCAAUAGCUUGUUAUUGCUUGUACCAUGUGUAUACAAUGUAUUCAUAUAACUUGUCUUGGGGAUCUGAAAAAAAACACGUUCAAAAUUGCGUUCAAA
This is a messenger RNA of Drosophila elegans, 2338 nucleotides long. Its product is annotated as lateral signaling target protein 2 homolog. The coding region runs from base 146 to 2026 and encodes 626 amino acids. The record is from RefSeq and is a predicted model, not a curated record. Lineage: Eukaryota; Metazoa; Arthropoda; Insecta; Diptera; Drosophilidae. The transcript has 3 exons.